Micropterus salmoides (largemouth bass) is the source of this 3747-nucleotide messenger RNA. Its product is annotated as G-protein coupled receptor family C group 6 member A-like. Gene Ontology annotation, molecular function: G protein-coupled receptor activity. The transcript has 3 exons. Gene Ontology annotation, biological process: G protein-coupled receptor signaling pathway. The record is from RefSeq and is a predicted model, not a curated record. The annotation marks the transcript as partial. Gene Ontology annotation, cellular component: membrane. NCBI's taxonomy places the organism in Eukaryota, Metazoa, Chordata, Actinopteri, Centrarchiformes, Centrarchidae.
AAAGCUUUGCAGAAUGUGGGGCAUAUGCUCGCAGUCAACAGUUCUCUCGAAAUGCAGUGCGACUAUACUGACUUCAGGCCCAGAGUCAAGAUUAUUUUAGGAGCAUUGUACUCGGAGGUGUCCAUCGCUGUGGCCAGACUGCUGAAUGUGUACAUGGUUCCUCUACUGAGCAGCACCUCAUCUUCACCAGAACUGAGUGAUAAGCUUCGUUACCCAGUUUUUCUACGCACUGUUCCCAGCGAUAAGCACCAGACCAAAGCAGUCGCCACACUGAUGAAUCACUAUGGCUGGGACUGGGUCGGGGUGGUGUAUGGGGAUGACGAAUAUGGAAGAGCAGCUUUCCAGAGCUUCCUCAUAGAUGCUGAGACAAAUAGUGUGUGCUUGGCCUAUCAGGAGGUGUUGCCUAAUUACCUUGAUAAUUCAUACAGCGUGCAACGUAUCCAGCAGGUCGCUGAGCAGAUCCGCUCCUCCAGUGCCCAGGUGGUACUGCUUAUCCUCAAGACACAGCUGGUCGAAGAUCUCUUUAAGGAGAUGAUCAGGACCAACACAUCAAGGACCUGGAUUGCCAGUGAUGGCUGGUCCAGGAGCUUGUCCCUUGCCAAAAUGGAUGGCAUAAACAAGGUUGGGGACAUCUUGGGCUUUAGCUUUGUUGCAGGCAAGGAUAUAUCAUUUGAUACUUAUCUCAAGAAUCUUACUGCAACCCCAGGAGGAUACAACAACUUCAUUGAAGAAUACAAGAACCUGAGAUUCAACUGCACCCCAGAAUGUUACUCCAGCAAGCCCCCUUCCUAUUGUCCCUCAACUGAACUCCUGAAAAUCAAAUCUCCCAACGCAUGCAAGUUCCAGGAUCCCCAAGAACAAAAUGAUGACUACCUUGUGAGCGCUCUGGAUACCAGUGAAGUCUUCUUAAGCAGAGUAGCCGUGUGGGCCGUAGCAAAUGCUCUCAAAAAGCUACUAAACUGCAGCAGUUCCACAUGCUUGGGAGAAAUUAACUUCCCACCAUAUAAGCUUCUUGAGGAACUGAGGAAGGUGAAGUUCGACCUUGACAACCAGACUUUUUACUUUGACGAAAAUGGUGAUUUUGUAAAUGGUUAUGAUCUAAUCAUAUGGAAAAAGGAUGAACUCUGCAGACGAUUUGAAAGGAUUGGGAAAUACGAUGUCCUGACGAAACAAAUAGAACUCUAUCAGGAAAAUUUCACCUGGCUUUCAACAGCCAAUACCACGGUAAGACAACACCAUACGCACAGCAUCCACUCACUUUAACAGUGUAGUCACUGUCCAUGUGUCCUGGGGCACUAUAGCACCAGAGUCAAGACAAAAGGUCAAGUGGUCACCGAAGACAUUAAGGGCCUGAAACAGACAGUAUUAUAAUUGGGCAUAUUUGUGUGGAGAUGGUCCAUGUAUGCCUGCAAGAAGAGACUGUCCAGAAGCUUACAAUGUUAUCCCCAUUUGUAUGAUUAAUUAUGCUAGGACUGCAAAGACUUGCACAUUAUUAACAAUAACAAUAAACAUAAUCAUAAUAAUAAACAUCUUCAUUUAUGGAGCACUUACAUUCCAAAGUGCUUUACAGAGACACAAGAUGAAAUGAAAUACCACAGUGAAUAAUAAAAUACAUGAAGGGCAAAAUAAGAAAUAAUAACAAGCAAAUAAAAAAACUGGCUCAGAUAAACUCAGGAUAUGCUUUACGAUGAUUUACGAUUUUAGAAAAGACACUGACUCAGACGGUCAAAUUUCCUCUCGCGGGUCAUUCCAGAGGACUCUGGACCCUGAUAGCAAAAGCUCUGUCCCAGUUCAUUUUUUAGCCUUGACUCAGGAAGAGACAGGAGACCCUUGGCUAAAGAUCUUAAAUGACUGGGAUGUAAAGAGACUAAAAAGGUGUGAUGUGAUUGUACCUCUUGGUUCUGGUCUGUAGUCAUUUCAACGUUUUUUUGAUAAGAGAAGAUGCUGUUGCAAUAAUCCAGGCAAGAGGAAAUCAAAGCAUGGACCACACAUGCAUCUGCAUCUCUAGAAUUUAAAAUAUAUCUUCUUCUAGCAAUAUUUCUGAAAUGAUAAAAACACGACUGGACCAGCUUAGUGAUACGUUCAAAACACGUCAGUCAAACAGGACACCAAGCAAAAGGCUUGAUUCUGCAUCAGCAUUCAUUAAGAGCUCAUUAGUGACUCUGAGAAGGGCUGUCUCAGUGAUACUGAUGAAAACCAGAUGAUGGGCGACUUUUCAUUUUCAUUUACUGAUUUGGCAGACACUUUUAUCCAAAGCCACUUACAUUUGAGGAGCAACAUACAAGCAUCAAUACAGUAAGAGAUCUACGACUGACAAUACAUAGCAGUAAGCAUAGCCUACGCAUAGGAGCCGUUAUACAUGUGAUUGAUUGACUAGUCACUCACACUAUGAGCCAACUCCGAAAUUGCCAGAGAAUUUCAGAGUUGGCUCAUAGCCAAGGCGCUUUACUAUGAGUGACUAGUCAAUCAAUCAUACACUCUGCAUCAGACAUAGGCUAAAUAAACAGUUGAAACGAGGACAAAAAUCAUGUGGGCCUGUAGAAAACGUGACAGAAGACAAAGUUGUUGCUGAAAAGUUAAGGGGAGGAAAAAAGGUCACUGGAGGCAGGUGCAGCAAAGUACCUCAAUAUUAGGCUUCUUUUCUUACUUAUAGCCUACUUGAAGACAGUACUGAGGACGCCAGCAGCAGGGGUGGGAAACAUGGGUGGAUAGAACAGUCCUGUUGGCCUCUAAGCACAACACACAGCUUCUUCUGAAUGUAGGUUUACCUGCUUCGACAACGAGCUGCUCCCGUGUUGCUGUCACAAUGAUUGUCUGCCAAGUAUUGGUUUGUGUUCUGUCUGGUUGUUAUUUACUUGACCAUGUUUAGUCUGCUUGUUCGCUGGAGGCAGGUGCAAGCAAAGUGCCUCAAUAUUAGGCUACAGACUUUUCUUUUGUGCUGCUGUUACUCAAAGCCUACUUGAAGACAGUAUUGGGGACGCCAGCAGCAGGAGUGGGUUUAAAACUGUAGCCUACAUUUACUCUUUACUCAGUAUUUUCUUUGGGCCAGUAAUGUACUUUUUAUUUCACUACAGUUUUCAUUCAUACCUUCAUAACUUCACCAGUCUGUAAUCUGCAUUUUGCUUCAUUAACUGAAAUUAGCUGUCAUCCAGGCUGUGCGCAGUUACGCGAUCAGCUCUGGUCUCUGGCACUUCUCACAGCACAGAGCUGGGCAGAUGCAAACAUUUAGAAAAUCAGGCAAAUACCUUUUCAGUUUAAGGCUUUAUUGUUCUACUAAUACAACUGAAAUCCAGCACACCAUGGUACUGGUGGCCUGCUGGAAAGCACCUUGCGUCACUCUUUAACACCGACAAGUGACUACUUUCACUUUCCAUUAAUGGCGUGUUAAAAGCGUUGGGCUUUACGCUUGACGCACAGCUUCCUCUGAAUGUAGGUUUACCUGCUUCAACAACGAGUUUCUCCCGUGUUGCUGUCACAUGAUUCUUUGCAUUGUUAAGAUUAUAUAGAUGCUUUGGGAAUAAUCAGAUUGUAUGGGCUGCCUGUGUUAUUUCAAAGUAAGUGGUUUGGUGGGCUACAUGUCCAUAAUAACAGAGACAAGCAAACAUAGUGGCUUGGCAGCAAACUGAUAUUUUAAAGUGAUUUUAUCAACACAUUCAUGGAGAUUUAAAAAGGAAAAUAAUUGUUUUAAACAGAAAAGGCUAAAUUACAGAUGAUCAACAAGCAAAGCAAACUGCAGUCCCUAUAAAU